Arabis nemorensis is the source of this 450-nucleotide messenger RNA. Lineage: Eukaryota; Viridiplantae; Streptophyta; Magnoliopsida; Brassicales; Brassicaceae. The record is from the annotation of a GenBank genome assembly.
AUGGGCGAUCAGUCGAGGAAUUUCGAAGUGGUGAUUUCAUGGGGAAGCGAUUUGAUCAGUGUUUUGGGUGAUAGGAAUGGAUUUGACGGUUUGGUACAAACUCUCGAGCAUUUGAGAGCUAUCCAGUUCUCCUGCGACCAAGAUUUUAGUGAGAUACAGGAAUCUCUCUUUCGUUGGGUUUACUGUGUUAGAUUGAAUGGUGAAUUUCGGGUGUCUUUUUGUUUUUGUUGCGCAGAUUUGAAGAAGAAACUCGAUGUUUGCAAGGAGAAGACGGAUGAGGCAAAUUCAGAGAUUGCAGAAGAAGAAGAAGAAAUUGAGCGUCUUCAGAAAGAGCUUGAUGAUGAGCUAGAACGGGAGUGGAAUCUCAAGGAAGAGCUUAGAUAUGUAUAUUAUUUAAUUUUGACUCGAGUGAGCUUAAAAAAACAUUCGUAUGUUGAUUCUUUGACAUGA